GAAUCAAAACAAAUAAAAUAAAGAAGAAGAAAUCAGCUGCUAAGUCAAACUUUUUAACCACAGAAGAAAUAAAUAUUUCAGGCUCCACAAAAAUAAUAAUUAAUUUAUUGCUCAAAAAGAUCAAAUAAUAUUCAAUUAUGGAUCCAGCUCUUUUGAGAGAACGCGAAGCGUUCAAAAAAAGGGCUAUGGCGACUCCCACUGUGGAGAAGAAGCCAAAAACCGAGGCACCACCACCCAGCCAGCCCAAAGAUGACGCCAAGAAAAAAAUGCGUCCACCCAGUGCGCCUAAACUGGACUCCAGCACAUACAAAACAAUGUCAGGAAGCUCACAAUAUCGAUUUGGUGUAUUAGCAAAGAUUGUAAAGCAUAUGCGUACUCGACACCAGGAUGGCGAUGACCAUCCUUUGAACAUUGAUGAAAUAUUGGACGAAACAAAUCAAUUAGAUAUUGGGCAAUCUGUUAAAAAUUGGUUAGCCUCUGAAGCGCUCACCAAUAAUCCCAAAAUUGAAGCAACGCCGGAUGGACUACGUUUUAGUUUCAAACCCGUAUAUAAAAUUAAAGAUGGCAAAAGUCUGCUAAGGCUGCUUAAACAACAUGACUUGAAAGGUUUGGGUGGCAUUCUACUUGAUGAUGUGCAAGAGUCUUUACCGCACUGUGAGAAAGUGCUGAAAAAUCGUGCUUCGGAAAUAAUAUUCAUUGUGCGACCGAUCGACAAAAAGAAAAUAUUAUUCUACAACGAUCGUACUGCAAAUUUUAUGGUGGAUGAUGAAUUCCAAAAGUUGUGGCGCUCAGCGACCGUAGAUGCCAUGGAUGACGCGAAAAUUGAUGAAUAUCUGGAAAAACAAGGUAUACGUUCAAUGCAAGAUCAUGGACCAAAGAAACCGGUGCCAAAACGUAAAAAGGCUGCAAAUAAGAAACGCCAGUUUAAGAAACCAAGAGACAAUGAACAUUUGGCUGAUGUUUUGGAAACUUACGAAGACAAUACAUUAACACAAAAGGGAGUUAAUCCCACUUAAAAUAAGAAUUUCGCGCUUAAUUAUUGUGUAAAUGUAAAUGGACUUAUUUGAAUAUACUUUAAUAUAACCGUA
Messenger RNA from Zeugodacus cucurbitae (melon fly), 1088 nucleotides. RefSeq names its product general transcription factor IIE subunit 2 (gene TfIIEbeta). Gene Ontology annotation, cellular component: transcription factor TFIIE complex. The coding region runs from base 138 to 1016 and encodes 292 amino acids. Gene Ontology annotation, biological process: transcription initiation at RNA polymerase II promoter. The transcript is spliced from 6 exons. Lineage: Eukaryota; Metazoa; Arthropoda; Insecta; Diptera; Tephritidae. The record is from RefSeq and is a predicted model, not a curated record.